CAAUAUUCAGUUACUUCCGGCGGAACGAAAGAUUGGGUUAGCUGGCCUUCAACAAUAAUGAGUUCAUCGAAACCUCACCUAGGCCUACUGACAUAGAGGCAAAGUUUUGUCAAAGAUCGAACUUUAGGAUCUUUGGGUCUUUGGUUUUGUUUUGAAUCAAGUCAGGCUGAGGGAUGGAAAGUCAAGAAACGGACACAGAUUCCUUGGUGCAAAUGGAUGCGGUGGAAGACGCAGACGAGAAUGAACUCCUUGGUGGAGUUGGGGAGGAGGAACAACAAGAGGAGGGUGGGUCAAACGAUGUGGAUGAGACGGCAGAGGACCUCAUGACAGACAUGAAACUGGAGGACGAGAUUGAUGAAGCCAGGAACAUAGAACCGGAUUUCAAGUGGACUUACUUCAUCGAGGUCUACCCCUGGAGUGCGGAGGACAUGACAGAGAACUUUGUGAAGGUCAUCAAACUGUCGCACUUCACGCGAGUGGUCAUGAAGAAGAAAAAAGUCCCCACUGAAUCGCCAGAUUUGCAGACUCGCCAGAGAAAGGGGUGUGUGCAGAUCUUCCUGGCCGAUCGUCAGACUGCUAAGACUGUGAUGCGCAGCAUGACCUGGAAGAGCAUGGCUGCCAAGGAACUCACUGUGGAGGUCACCAGACGUGACCCUGACCUUGGUGUGACGGAGUCAGCUUAUCUGGAGGUGAAUUCGUACUCUCUUUGCAAAAUUCGAUUCCGCGAAAAGGCUAAAGGAGAGUUGCGGGAUCGCUCAGCUAAAGUCUCAAAUCUACCCGGAGCUAUCACUCUGGGGUUUCUGGAAGUGAUUCUUAACCGGGCCUUCCCAGUGAUUAUGGGGCAAACUCGCAAAGUUUCUGAGACAAACCCGUCGCAGAAGCUUCAGGAUAUUGAAGGUUUUCAUGGGAGCCUGGACUUUGACUGUCUGACCCGCGGAAGUUGCCGAGCGUUUGUCCUGGCCCACAAAAAGGUGGUAAUGAACGGGCAACAGCUUGGCUUUGAGGCCAAUGACAAGGAGACCAUGGUGGUUCCCCCGUUUACUCAUGACGGGGGAACCAAGAGGAAACAAGAGCACGUGUCUGCGUCCAGUAAUGCUGUCCAGCCAAGCAGUCCGUUCCCCAGUGCCAGGGGUCGUGGGGGUCACGGGAUGGGAAGGGGCGGGAGGGGAGGAGCCACAGCCUUCUCCGGCCCCCGGAUGAGAGGCUUGACCAAGGACGGCGGCGGCUCGGGUCAGCGGGCCAGGGGUCUGGGCCGGGCCAUCAUGCCACUCAUGAGACCAGUCAGUGCCCCGUUUCCCCGCGUUGGUCCUGGCAUGCCUGUUCCUAUGACUGGCAGACAAAAGAUGAAUGAAAAGCUGCGGAGAAACAACAAUUCUGGACUGAACUCUGUCCCGGGUGGGGGCGGAGUGAUGUACCCUGUGCCGGGGGGCAGUAUGGCCAUCAGGGGCUCUGGUCCCGGGGGGUCCGUGGGCGACUCCUUCAAACAGGAAAUAGCCUCGCUACAGGACCAGCUGGAGCGCAGCACCAAGGUCAUCGAGGCCAAGAUUGCCUUGCUGCAGCAGUCGGGCGGAUUCUACGAUGCCGAGAUGGCCGCAUUUGGCCCAGGAUUUGACUCGGGGCCGUGGGACGGUGGAGACUUUGGCUACGACAACGACUACGGCGUGGAGACGUUUGGGGAGGAGGAUAUGUACAGGCUGCCGGCUGCGCACGAUUUCCCGGCGGAGCCACACGCCUUGAUGCAGGCCGGUGUGCCCGGGAGGGGGGGCCUGGUGGGUGUCCAGGGGUACAGAGGGCUCCCCGGGAGGGGCCACAGGGGGAGGGGCAUGCUGCAGAUGAGGGGGAAGACGAGGAGUCGGCCGUCGCGGAGAGGCAGUAUGUCUGCCGCCUGGUGACGAGAGCCUGAUUGAGAGGCGAUGUGCUUGGUGACAAAGCAGCGAUUCAUGAUAGAGAGUCGAUAUGUCUGAUGACAAAUCAAUGACCCCUAACAGAGUCGAUAUGUCUGGUGACUAGGCUAUGACGGAGAGGCAGUAUGUGUGCUGCCUGGCGACUAGACUGACGGAAAAGCAAUUUCUGGUGACAAGACUUGACGGAGAGGCGAUACGUCUGACUGGACUAAUGGAGAUGCGAUAUGUCUGGUGACAAAACAGUGACUCGUGAUAAGAGAGUCGAUAUGUUUGGUGAUUAGGUUGUGACGGAGAAUAAAUAUGUGUGCUUCCUGGCGACUAGACUGACGGAAAGGCGAUAGUCUGGUGACUAGACGGACGGAAAUGCGAUAUCUGGUGACUGGGCUAUGACGGAGAGGUGGUGUGUUUGGUGACUAGACUGAUGGAGAGAUGAUAUGUUUGGUGACAAGAUUGACGGAGAGAGGAUAUGUUUGGUGACUAGAUUGACGGAGAGAGGAUAUGUUUGGUAACUAGAUUGACAGGGAGGUGAUAUGUUUGGUGACUGGGCUGUGACGGAGAGGCGAUAUGUCUGGUGACAAAACAGUGACUCAUGAUAGAGAGUCGAUAUGUCUGGUGACUAGACUGAUGGAGAGGGGAUAUGUCUGGUGACUUGACUCUGACGUAGAGGCGAUAUGCCUGGAAACUGAUGGAGAGGUGAUAUGUCUGGUGACUAGACUGUGACAGAGAGGCGAUAUAUGUCUGUGGUAUGGUGACCAGACUGGCUUGUUUCUGAUCAUGUGGUGGAUAAAGUAAAUUGUUCGCAAGUGCAAAAAUUUGUGUUCAAACGUGUUGGUUUUUGGAGAUGUAUUUUGUAAUUUAUGAGUCAAAAUGGUAUUUUUUAAAAAAAUAUUUUAAAACCCCUUUAUUGCCUUUUGACUCACCAUGGACGUCACUAAAGAUGACAAAAUUUUCCACUCCUGGUUGCCUAUAUGAUGCCAACAUGUACGUCACGUUAUCGAUAGCAAAUUUGCUAGCAUUAGUUUACUGCUAGGCUUGCAAAUAAUGGAUAAACACAGGUCUAGUCUUGUUGGCGAACGUCUGCUCUCACGAAACAAACACCACAAUGACUUUUAAAAGGGCAGAAAAUUUCACCUUUUGACUUAGAUUUGCAAGUUUUUCAAAAUUAUGAGUAAGAUGGGAAGGAAUACAGGGAUUGUGGAAAGUGAAGAAAGUUGCACGAUCGAAGACCUGGGGUCUGAAAUAUGUCACAAGUUGAUAGAUCUAGACCGUGAGUCCCCUAAAACUGAGACAUGAGACUGCUGUCCUGGCUUACAUGCAAUGCUGAAAAUGAAUGCUAAUAGUAGGAAUGCACACACCAUGGCGGCUGAGAGGUUAAGGAUGUAUUUUGUCAUUUGUGAGCAAAAAAUUUUUUUUAAGAUGUAUUUUGGCAUUUGUGUGAAUGUGGGUUUGAGUUUCUGGAAGAUUCAGGCCUUGUGUUGCUUCCUGCAAACCCUGGCAAGAAUUUGUAUUUUUAUCAGGGGCUACGGGGAAACCUUUCACAUGCUGCACAAGUACCAAUACCGACUAAUCGCACAUUUAUAUAAAGUACACUAUCUACUGAGUAAAUGGAUUCAUACUGAUUUUAUAUUAAAAGCUGAGAUUUUUUUUUUAACAUCGUAACUUAUUUCCCCCCCCCCCCCCCCCCCCCCCAAGUACACAGUUCUGAGAUACUAGUUUUAAAUGUGUGAGAAUGUAUGUGUAGGUCUGAGAGUUAUGUGCGUUGGGGGGGGGGGGGGGGGGGGAUGUGUAUGGGUUGUUAAAUGGUCUUACAAUGUACAUAUUUUCUGUCUUUUCAUUUGUCAAUUGUGUUGAGUGAUAAUUCUGCUGUGUGCAGCGCUUAGUCAGAGCGUUAUCUCUCCUUCCUAUUUGUAUUUGUUACUCUCUUGUAACACCACUAAUCUUCAACAUAAUAUAUAUAACCUAAUUGUGUUGCGCAGUUGCAGGUGCAGUAAAACCUUUACUAAAAAGAAAAGACAGGUCCUACAGUUGAGUGGCCAGUGAAUAUGAAUAUAUAUGAGUGUGUCCUCUGAUGUGUGCACACCUGGGUGGUUCACACAUGUGUUCUUCUUUCAUAUACUAUGAUUGACUGAAUGUAAAUAUUUAUUCAUAAUGUAUUUUGUAAUGAACUUUAAAAAAAAAAAAAGAAUAAAUGAAAGAGCUAACGAA
Molecule: messenger RNA, 4109 nt
Organism: Aplysia californica (California sea hare)
Lineage: Eukaryota; Metazoa; Mollusca; Gastropoda; Aplysiida; Aplysiidae
Exons: 12
Coding region: 174-1892 (572 amino acids)
Source: RefSeq, a predicted model, not a curated record